GACCGCUCAAGAAUGUGCCAGACAGCCCCGCAGUUACUGUUCAUGCGUCUCCUAGAGAAGAAGAAAGCGACGUGUUGAGAGACUGCGACUUCAUGUCCGUUGUUCUGUUACAAUGGCAGUGACUGGUAGGUUGAAAUCAAGAUUAACUUUAGUGUGCUUCUUUGGUCUCCUUCCGUCUGCAAUACUCUUCAUGACUGUCCACUUUCGCGGCAAGAAGAAGGCAGUGUACAAAAUGGAGAGCACCGUAGUGCCCUCCGGCGCUCUGCAUGCAACCAGUGACGAGAUCGUUCGCUACGAACACAUCAAGAACGCAUCAGAAACACCAGCCGUACUUUUGCGUAUGUCUUCGGAGGCUGCAAUCCUUAAGGCCAAUCAAGAAGGGGCAAAAUGCUUUGUGGAGGGCACUGCCCCCGGAACAAAUAAUCUGACAUGCGCCUGUAAAAAGGGCUGGAAUGCGCCGGAUUGCUCCGUUCCUGACGCUGUUUGGUUUACCGAGGCUUUCGAAAUGUGGUACUCCAAGGGCCUCAUUCGACGCAGAUCGAGGCCACGCACCGUAGUCAAUGGUAUCAUCUUCAACCACGAGCUAGACCUCUUGGAAGUCCGCAUAAGAGAACUGGGGAAUGCAGUCGACUAUUUCAUUGUCGUGGAAUCGACGUACAAUAAUUUUGGCGCUAUGAAGCCCCUUUAUCUGCGGUCGAACCUGAGUGCAGGAUUUAUGCGAGAGCAUGCGCAUAAGAUAGUCCCAAUAGCGGUGGACAUUUACAUUCAUAACGGGGACGAUCCGUGGGCUCCCGAAAACUACUUACGCACUUCCGUUUGGCACGAAGGUCACCGUCGGCUCAAGAACAUCCGAGAUGACGACCUUUUCAUCAUGUCCGAUGCCGACGAGAUACCUAGCAGAGACGUGGUGCUUUUUCUGAAACAUCAUGACGGCUAUGGUGAACCUGUGUUAUUAAGUCUCCGUUGGUUCCUGUAUGGUUUCUUCUGGGAGAACUCGAAACCAGUCACUGUGAGUGGUGUGUGCACUGUAGCUUUCCUACGGGAGGUGUAUGGAAACGACUCGCUGCGUCUUCGUCAUAUGAACACCUAUACGCUUAAAGAGAUCUCCAACACGGGUACGUUGAUUCAGGAGUGGACCAUUUCGGGCCUAUCACCCCGAUACGCUGGCUGGCACUGCUCAUCGUGCUUCGAUGCUCGUGGCAUACAGGUCAAGCUCGCAUCAGCGCAGAGGGACGACGGAGUGCGGUGGGGUGACAUCGCCCAGAAAACAGACCUCGCGUACAUCAACUCCCUCAGGAAGAGAGGCCAAUUCUUCGACGAGAGCCCACCACUGAAGCGCUGUGACGCGAACGAUGCGGCUCCGGCAUACGUCAGAGAAAAUGCUGAACGAUUUCGCUACCUAAUGCAGCCAUAAUGCCCGAUUCGUUGCAGAUAUCACCAAUAUGGAUAUUGCCAUGCUCCAGAUAGCUCUGCGAGUGCAAUCAAUUUUGCAAACAAGACGUCAACGUGAUUUCUUUAACAUGACCCGAUAUGGGAUCAUGAAGACGUCAUCCAUGGUUAGUAACUCCAGUUUAUGCUGCAGUAAGAUUGAUAAAUCAAUUAUGCGGAAUUUCGUAAGGUGGAGGUACGUUCAGAAAAGGAAAAAUUGGCAUCCACCCAUUUUAGCUUCAUGUGUGUGAGUGGACGUCAAUUUUUCCUUUCAUGACCUUGCGGAAAUCCGCAGAACUGAUUUGCCAAAUUGAAUUCCAUCCCCCCUACGGCCACAGGAACGCUCCUGCUACUCACAACGAGGUUACGAAAUUAUUCUACAUGUCUAGAAGGGUCUUUCCACCCUCUCAUACCAAGUUGAAUAGGGCGCAAGCCGUUUCUCUUAGGCUCUUACACACCGGCACAUAUCCGUGUCUGGCCGUUCUACACGAUGUUUAGCCCGACGUAUAUCGCGACUGCGCCUACCCGUCCUGCGGGCCGACCUCCACUCUAGCCACAUGCUCUGGGAGUGCGGGUCGAGAUACCCCAAGUUCAACAAGGAGGAGUGGGACUCGCUUCUGCGUAGGCCCGCUCUAGACAAGCAAAUCCUGGCUGUCCGGCGUGCCUGCGACCAGGCCGGUGGGCUAGAACUGCCGGUCCCGACGUAGGACUAUAGCUGGGUGCUCGACGAGUUCGCGUCCUCACUGCACCUCCAAUAAAGUCCU
Molecule: messenger RNA, 2192 nt
Organism: Dermacentor silvarum
Lineage: Eukaryota; Metazoa; Arthropoda; Arachnida; Ixodida; Ixodidae
Product: beta-1,4-mannosyl-glycoprotein 4-beta-N-acetylglucosaminyltransferase
Exons: 2
Coding region: 113-1414 (433 amino acids)
Biological process (GO): N-acetylglucosamine metabolic process; protein N-linked glycosylation
Cellular component (GO): membrane
Molecular function (GO): beta-1,4-mannosylglycoprotein 4-beta-N-acetylglucosaminyltransferase activity
Source: RefSeq, a predicted model, not a curated record